AUGGACGGAAUCUUGGCGGGAUACGGAUCGGACGAGGAAGUCACUGAUCACAACACGACCACCACUACUACUACUGAACGCAAAGAAAGCCAGACGAUGGAUGAAAGUACGGUAGCACCAGGCUCGGAGCCUGACGAUGAGAUCGAUAAUAUCAAUGGCGACGUUUUUGGAAUCAACGAAUCACUCUCAAACAAGCCCAAGCCAGAACAAGCCGGCGAGCCAUCAAAUCCGCUCGAUAAACAAAUCAUCACAACAGUCCCUCACGUCAUCCCAGCCAUUGACCAAUCAUCCUCUACUUCCCUCAUUCUCAGAACAUCAGACACCGAAAUGAAUGUGAACGUCAAGUACUCAGAUAUGAUCUUACCAAAACAAGGCCCCAAAAAUCCGUUCACAAGCCGGAAGUUAGAAAAAAUGAAUACCCUAAAUGGUCACAUCGAAGAAGAAUAUAUCAAUGAUGUCGACUUCAAUCGACAACAACGAACGUUCCACGUGCUCAAGUAUGCCAAGAACCCGUCAAUAAUUGCGUCGACCUCAGAAAAUCCAGAACUCAAUUUUGUAGGGGAUGUACAUGCGGCAUUCAAGAACGGGGGGAUGCUUGCCUCGGAGAUGAAGUUGACAAAGGCGAUGAAGAAGACGGUGAAGCGGAAACGGGAGGACAAAGGCGAGCUAGGGGUGUUUGACGAGGAGCAGGAGGAGGAGGAGGAGGAGGGAGAGGGAGAGGGGGAGCAGGGCCCACCGAAGCCACCGACCAAGUCGCGCGAAUACAAAGGCCCGUGGGCGGGCUGGCACGACGAACAUCUCGAACCUGUUGGGCCAGACGAAGAGGAGUACGAGGCUGCAAAGCGGGCCAGCACCUCGUCAUCUGUCGUCAAGAAGCAGGCCACCGAAAAAGGCCAAGCCAAACGCGAAGUCGCUUACGGCGAAGAAAAAUCCACCCUCCAUGCCAAGAGCUUACAUGAUUACCAGGGGCGGACUUACAUGCACGUGCCCACCGACCUCGACGUCGAUCUGCUUUCGACCGAUCCUCCCAGUGAAUGCUUUCUCCCUAAACGUUGCAUUCACACCUGGAUGGGCCAUACCAAGGCCGUCUCGGCCAUCCGGCUCUUUCCAGAGAGUGGCCAUUUGUUGCUGAGCGCGAGUAUGGACUCUCGGGUCAAACUUUGGGAUGUUUACCAUGAUGGAAAAUGCCUGAGGACGUUCAUGGGCCAUUCUAAGGCUGUAAGAGAUGUCACAUUCUCAAACGAUGGAAAACAGUUCCUUUCUGCCGGAUACGACCGUCAAAUUAAGUUAUGGAACACUGAAACUGGUCAUUGUGUACAAGCAUUCUCCAACGGCAAGAUUCCUUACUGCGUUAAGUUGCAUCCUGAUAACGAUAAGCAGCACAUAUUUCUAGCUGGAAUGUCGGACAAAAAGAUUGUCCAGUACGAUAUGCGUUCAGGCGAGAUAACGCAAGAGUAUGACCAACACUUAGGACCAGUGAAUACGAUCACCUUUGUCGAUGAAAAUCGGAGGUUUGUGACUACAUCUGACGACAAAACUAUCCGGGCUUGGGACUUCGAUAUCCCCGUCGUGAUCAAAUACAUCGCCGAACCUGCUAUGCACAGUAUGCCUGCUGUCACUCUUCAUCCAAACAAUAAGUGGUUAGCGAUGCAAUCAUUAGACAACCAAGUGUUGAUCUAUUCGGCGGAUUCGUUCAAGCAGAAUCGUAAGAAACGUUUUGCGGGCCACACGAUUGCUGGUUAUGCAUGUGAAGUGGGCUUUUCGCCCGACGGGAAGUUCUUGAGCUCAGGCGAUGGGUCUGGAAGUAUGGUUUUCUGGGAUUGGAAGUCUUGUCGGAUCCUCAAACGCUUGAAAUGUCACGAUCAAGUGAUCAUCAGUCAUUCUUGGCUGCCUCAUGAAACCUCAAAGUUGGUCACUGCUAGUUGGGACGGUUUGAUCAAACUUUGGGAUUGA
This is a messenger RNA of Puccinia triticina, 1953 nucleotides long. RefSeq lists its product as uncharacterized. NCBI's taxonomy places the organism in Eukaryota, Fungi, Basidiomycota, Pucciniomycetes, Pucciniales, Pucciniaceae. Gene Ontology annotation, biological process: mRNA splicing, via spliceosome. The transcript has 10 exons. Gene Ontology annotation, cellular component: catalytic step 2 spliceosome. The record is from RefSeq and is a predicted model, not a curated record. The coding region runs from base 1 to 1953 and encodes 650 amino acids. Gene Ontology annotation, molecular function: protein binding; mRNA binding.